ACCAAACCAUGCUCCGUCUUAUAUUUCCUUUGCUUUUCGAUUGAAGAAGGGAAAGAGAAGAAAGAAAAAAGGCUGAAAAAAAAUGGAAGAGAGCCCAAGCACGAUGGAAUCGAUAAGGAAAUGGGUCAUAGAUCACAAGCUUCGGACUGUUGGUUGUUUGUGGUUAAGCGGAAUAGGGAGCUCAGUUGCGUACAAUUGGUCUCGGCCGAACAUGAAACCCAGCGUUAAGAUCAUCCAUGCAAGGUUACAUGCUCAGGCUCUCACUCUGGCUGCCUUGGCCGGAGCAGCAUUGGUUGAGUACUAUGACCAUCGGACAGGAUCAGGAUCCAAGGUGAACCAAUACACCAAACAGAUCUUCACGAUGGAUACGCACCCACAGAAAGAUUAAAGUCAGAAGAAGCAACUGCCUGCCUCCGUUGUUCCAAAGCCAGAUGUUUUUAUUUUGCAUGUAAAACGUAUGUACAAGGAGAAUAAGUUUUGGGAUUAGGCUGAUCUUUGGGGUCCGAAUCCUUCUUCUCAUAUCAAUGAAAUGAGGUGGAUUUCCAAUUAUUUUUAUGAAAAAGAAAACUAGGGGAGGUUAGUUCUUCCUGCUAUAAUCUUUUUGUUAAUUA
Molecule: messenger RNA, 611 nt
Organism: Elaeis guineensis (African oil palm)
Lineage: Eukaryota; Viridiplantae; Streptophyta; Magnoliopsida; Arecales; Arecaceae
Biological process (GO): mitochondrial respiratory chain complex IV assembly
Cellular component (GO): respiratory chain complex
Source: RefSeq, a predicted model, not a curated record